CCUCCUCGAUCCUGCUCCCAGUAAUCUCUCUCUCUCUCACCCUUCUUCUUUUUCUCUCUCUAGAACCAGGAAGAGAAGACGAGGAAGGGAAGGAGAUAUGGCGGACAAGGAGAACUGUUCUCGCCUGACUCGCGCCGGGGCCAAGAGGGCAUUUGCUUCCGCAGCAGCUGCUGCUGCCGCCGCCGCCGAGCAGCGGCCAGUAAAGAGAAAGCGGGUGGCACUUGGCGAGCUCCCGACCCUUUCAAAUGCCUUGGUCGAUGUGUCCUCAUCUAAUCGAGCUAUCUCCAAGUCCAAGCCUCGAUCCAAGGAGGGUAGGAACGCGGAAGCUGUAAAAGUGGGUGGAGAGAAGUUGGACGAUCCUCAGUUCUGCCCGCAUUACGCCUCCGAUAUUUACUGUUAUCUUCGGUCCAUGGAGGUUGAAGAGAAGAGGAGGCCAGUGGCGGGGUAUAUUGAGAGCGUUCAGAAGGAUGUGAAUCCUAAUAUGAGGGGGAUUUUGGUGGAUUGGCUGGUGGAAGUUGCUGAGGAGUAUAAAUUGGUCUCGGAUACGUUGUACCUCACUGUUUCAUAUAUUGAUCGGUAUCUAUCGUUUAAUACAAUUAACAGGCAGAGGCUUCAGCUUAUUGGAGUUUCAGCUAUGCUCAUUGCCUCGAAAUAUGAAGAGAUCAGCCCUCCUCACGUAGAGGACUUCUGUUAUAUAACUGAUAAUACAUAUACCAAGAAACAGGUUGUUGAGAUGGAAAGUGACAUCCUCAAAUUUCUCAACUUUGAGAUGGGCAAUCCUACCAUCAAAACCUUUCUAAGGAGAUUCUUGAAGGCCAGCCUUGAAGAUGGUGAAAAUCCAAGCCUGCUGCUAGAGUUUAUGGGUUGCUAUCUUGGAGAGUUGAGCUUAUUAGAUUAUAAAUGUGUUCAGUUCCUACCAUCAAUUGUAGCUGCUUCAGCUGUUUUUCUUGCAAGAUUCACCAUCAACCAGGAAAUAAGUGUUUUUCUACAUAUCUAAUAUUUGCAGAGCAAAAAAUUGAGACAUUGUACUGGUUAUAAAGUGUCAGAUUUGAAGGAAUGCAUCCAUUUAAUCCAUGAUUUGCAGUUGAACAAAAGAGGAUCCAAUUUGGUGGCAGUUAGAGAAAAAUACAAACAUCAUAGAUUCAAGUUUGUGUCUUCAAUGGUUCCUCCAGCUGUUAUACCUGAAUCAUUUCUAGAGGAUUUUGGAGUACAAGUUUUGUGAUAGCUUUGGUUGUACAGUGUGGUGAUAGAUUUGGUAAAGGUACAUCUUUUGUUAUGUUCAUUGAGUUUUGCAUCUCAACUUUGUAAAACUCAUGAUGAGGUUUUUUGCUUGAGUAAAGUUCGAGUUGGAAUUUGAACUGUGACCAACUUAGAUUAGAUGUAAUUUAUUUUUUGGUUAGAUGUGAAGUUGGUGAAGAUAUUUUGUUGACAUGUUCCAAACCAAACAAACUAAAAUUUAGGAAGUUGGAAGUUUUGCAAGCUUAGAUGUUAGUAAGUUCAAUAAUGUACUUGUUUAACAUUGUUCAAUUUUUGUUUUCAGUUGAAAAGAGUUGAAAAGA
This is a messenger RNA of Dendrobium catenatum, 1559 nucleotides long. RefSeq names its product cyclin-A3-1-like. Gene Ontology annotation, biological process: regulation of cyclin-dependent protein serine/threonine kinase activity; mitotic cell cycle phase transition. The transcript has 7 exons. Gene Ontology annotation, cellular component: nucleus; cyclin-dependent protein kinase holoenzyme complex; cytoplasm. The record is from RefSeq and is a predicted model, not a curated record. Gene Ontology annotation, molecular function: cyclin-dependent protein serine/threonine kinase regulator activity. NCBI's taxonomy places the organism in Eukaryota, Viridiplantae, Streptophyta, Magnoliopsida, Asparagales, Orchidaceae.